Sclerotinia trifoliorum is the source of this 1381-nucleotide messenger RNA. The record is from the annotation of a GenBank genome assembly. Lineage: Eukaryota; Fungi; Ascomycota; Leotiomycetes; Helotiales; Sclerotiniaceae.
UCCCAACGUGCCACUCGAUUUGAAAGAUUGUGAGAAUACCUAGUAGCUUGUCAAUUUUCCUCUAUUCCUUUACAUUCUCACCACCCUUCUCUCGAACUUCUUCGCUGAGGUCUUCUUUUCAUCACACAACUUCAUCUGCAAGAUGUCACGAUUCCUAAGACCAGCGACUCGUUUCGCUUCUUCAGCUCGCCCUACACGAAGUACCUUUCAAUCAGUUACCCGUCUACCUGCCAUUGUGCAAACCCGAGGAUAUGCACAGGAGAGUAGUGUUAAAGAAUAUACAGUUAGGGAGGCCUUGAACGAAGCUUUGGCGGAAGAAUUGGAGUUAAAUCCAAAGGUUUUCGUCCUGGGUGAGGAAGUUGCUCAAUACAAUGGCGCAUACAAGGUUACCAAGGGAUUACUGGAUCGUUUCGGCGAAAAGAGAGUAAUUGACAGUCCCAUCACUGAAUCGGGUUUCUGUGGAUUAACUGUCGGUGCUGCAUUGGCAGGUCUGCAUCCUGUGGUAAGGACUUUUGACCCCUCACUCGUUUUGGGCUGAAGGUCUAUCGAGAUGAGAGAAAAUGAUAGCUAAACACAAUUUACAGUGCGAGUUCAUGACUUUCAACUUCGCUAUGCAAGCCAUUGAUCAAAUCGUCAACUCCGCCGCCAAAACUCACUACAUGUCCGGUGGUAUCCAACCCUGUAACAUCACUUUCCGCGGGCCUAACGGUUUCGCAUCUGGUGUCGCUGCACAACAUUCACAAGAUUACUCUGCAUGGUACGGAAGCAUACCCGGUCUCAAGGUCGUCACUCCAUGGAGUGCCGAAGAUGCCAAGGGAUUACUCAAGGCUGCUAUCCGCGACCCCAACCCUGUCUGCGUUCUCGAGAAUGAAUUGUUGUACGGUCAAUCUUUCCCCAUGAGCGAAGCUGCCCAAAAGAAUGACUUCGUUCUUCCUUUCGGAAAAGCCAAGAUUGAGCGCGCUGGAAAGGAUCUCACUAUCGUUACUUUGUCCCGCUGUGUUGGACAAUCCCUUGUCGCAGCUGAGAAUCUGAAGAAGAAGUAUGGCGUCGAAGUCGAAGUUAUCAAUCUCCGAUCCAUCAAGCCUUUGGAUGUCGAAACUAUCAUGACCUCCCUCAAGAAGACCCACCGUCUCCUUGCUGUCGAGUCUGGUUUCCCAGCUUUCGGUGUCGGUGCUGAAUUGCUUGCCUUGACUAUGGAGUUCGGUUUCGAUUAUCUCGAUGCUCCAGCUCAAAGAAUUACUGGUGCCGAAGUCCCUACGCCAUAUGCACAGAAAUUGGAAGAUAUGAGUUUCCCUAACGAGCAAUUGAUUGAGAACUACGUCGCCAAAAUGUUACGAUUGUAAGAUUAUGAAAGUUUCUUAGUCGUUAAUGAUGAGGGGCG